AUGAUACCACCGUCCACGAAGCCCAUCGUGCUAGACGGGCGCACCGGCGAAGGCGGCGGCCAGCUCGUCCGCAUCGCCUGCGGCCUCGCGGCACUCACAUCGCAGCCCGUCACCAUCGAAAACGUCCGUGGCAACCGCGAGGGCGGCCGAGGCGGCGGCCUCAAGGCGCAGCACGUCACGUCGCUGUCGUGGCUUGCACAAGUCACGGGCGCAGAAACCACCGGCCUGGCAGUCGGGUCCAAGACGCUCACAUUCAGCCCCAGGCGGCCGCCGACGGACCUCGUCCAGCGCCGCUCCGAGAUCAAGGCCGACACGGACGCCGCGAGCGCGCUGCUAGUUCUGCAGGCCAUCUUCCCGUACGUCUUGUUCGCGGGCAACCACGCCCGUGAGCCCGUCGUGCUCGAUAUUUGGGGCGGCACCAACGUCCACUGGUCGCUUAGCUACGAGUACUUUGACCAGGUUCUCGCGCCGACGCUGGAGGAGAGGUUCGGCAUCAGGAUGGAGAGGGCGCUCAAGGCGCGCGGGUGGAAUCUUGGCCCGAGAUCAAGGGGCCACAUGACGCUGACGAUUCACCCGGUGCCCAGGGGCGCGACGCUCAGGUUCUCGCCGCCCCCGGAAUACGCCUUUCCGGAAUCAUACCGGGUCCGCAGGGUAGACGCGAGCGUCGUCGUGCCGGGGGCGUCUCACGCGCGUGUGCAGGAGGAGCUCGUCGCCGCGCUGGGCCCUCUGUACCCCGACGCCGACGUCGAGUUCAGGGUGGUGGAGGACUCGGGGAGCGACGCGCGAUGGAGCAUCCUGCUGGUUGCGCACUCCGAGGGCGGGAUUCGCUGGGCGCGCGACUCGCUCUUCUCCAUGCCCAAGAAGCCCAAGACGUCGCGGGACAGGGUGAUCCAGGCCGCGUGCGCCGGUCUCUGCAAGGCGCUCUACGAGGAGACGAGCCUCGGCGGAACGGUCGACGAGUUUCUCCAGGACCAGCUGCUUUCCGUGCAGGCUCUUGCCGAGGGGUACUCGUCCUUUGUCCGGGGCGGGGACCCGGCCGGGUCUUGCACGAAUGGGCCGGUCGGCGAGGAGACGAGGAUGAGGAGGGAAAAGACGCACGAGCCGUUUGGACACGGCUCGACGCACACCACGACCGCAAGGUGGGUGAUUGGCGAGCUGCUCCCCGAGGCUGAGUUCUACAACAAGGGAGACGUGGUCAGGGGCGUUGGCUUCUCUCUACAGGGGCCAUGA
Metarhizium brunneum ARSEF 3297 is the source of this 1230-nucleotide messenger RNA. It is a transcript of the gene rtcA, whose product is annotated as RNA 3'-terminal phosphate cyclase. Gene Ontology annotation, cellular component: nucleus. Lineage: Eukaryota; Fungi; Ascomycota; Sordariomycetes; Hypocreales; Clavicipitaceae. Gene Ontology annotation, biological process: RNA processing. The record is from RefSeq and is a predicted model, not a curated record. Gene Ontology annotation, molecular function: RNA-3'-phosphate cyclase activity.